Molecule: messenger RNA, 2124 nt
Organism: Fonsecaea nubica
Lineage: Eukaryota; Fungi; Ascomycota; Eurotiomycetes; Chaetothyriales; Herpotrichiellaceae
Exons: 8
Coding region: 1-2124 (707 amino acids)
Molecular function (GO): protein binding
Source: RefSeq, a predicted model, not a curated record
AUGGCGACGCUGGCUUCUUCACUUCUCCUGCUGCUUGCUCUGUUGACGGUGCAGACGGUGGCCCAGGCUCCUGUAGACCCGCUCCGAAAUUUCUGUCGGAGGUAUGGCCAUCAGACUGCGGUGAUUGACCGCAAACUCUACAUUGACGGUGGCUGGCUCUAUGCCAAUCCCAUCUCGCAGAAUCCCAUAGCCACAAUGAAUGAAGGCCUACUGUUCUGCGACCUGGACCAGACAUAUCAAGACAUGCCGCCGGAGUAUGCCAACUUGACAAAGAACUCGUCGGUCCCGGACGUGGCUGGAGGCACAUUGUGGCAAGAUGAGGUCAACAAGGUCUUCUGGUUGUACGGUGGCGAGUUCUCGGCGGCGCCGUCGGCGUUCCAGCUCUGGGGUUACGACGUGGUCUUGAACCAGUGGAAUCUGUCAUCGCCCCAUGUGGGAUCGACCGCGUCGAUACAGAGGGUGUCGUGGGGAGCCGGCGUGGCCAGCAGCGAGAUCGGCAUGGGCUUCUACUACGGCGGCUAUCUCAACAACCUGACCACUCCGCUGUGGACGGGACCGCCCCUGGCAACGAGCAACCUGAUCAUCUACGACAUGGACCAGAACAGCCUCACCAACAACACUGGCUACGACAACAUCGGCAGGGCCGAGGGCAUCAUGGUGUACAUCCCCGCCUCCAUGUCCGGUCUGCUUGUGUAUUUCGGGGGAGUCACCUUCCCGUAUGGCAACGAAACUGAGGUCCCGGCACCCAUGAACACCAUCAUGAUCUACGAUAUUUCAGAUGGCAAAGGCUCAUUCAUGUUUCUUCUCUCAACAGCCAAGUGGUAUACCCAGACAGCCACGGGGACCGUCCCAGAGAUGCGACGCAAAUUCUGUGGCGGCGCAACUUGGGCGGAUGACCAGUCUUCCUACAACAUUUACCUGUAUGGUGGAUUUGGGUUUGGAGAGAACACGACCGGCUUCGACGACGUCUACAUCCUGACAAUGCCGACUUUCGAAUGGAUCAAAUGGUAUCCCGACAGCCCGGGCCCAGGGUCACCGCACGGCAUGCUCACCUGCAAUGUGAUUGACCGCGGCCAGAUGAUAGUCAUGGGCGGAAACUUCACCAACACGACUGCGUGUGACGUGCCCGCCAUCCAGGGUCAGCAUAACCUGAAUCUGGGCCAGUACGACAGCACCAACGCCAAAUGGUACCCUUACCUGCCGAACCUGACGGAUUACUUUGUGCCCCCAGCGAUCCUGCAAGUUGCGGGUGGAACACCUGAAGGCGGAGCUAUCAAGAAAGCACCAGUGUCUGGCUGGGACGACGACCGCUUGUCAGUUUAUUUCAGCGAGAAAGCCGUCGUCGCCGCACGUACGCCGACGCGUGCCCUUCCCGCAGCGACCACGACGCCUCCGGCACCUAAGCCACCCCCCUCGCACCCGCCGGGCAACAAGACCGACACUGGAGCGAUCGUGGGCGGCGCCGUCGGAGGCACUGCUGGCCUGGUAUUGGUGAUUGCGCUCGCGUGGUGCUGCCUACGACGGCGCAAGAAUAGGAAGAGCAAUGCGCAGAGCGAUAAUAACCCCAACAACACCGCGGCGUCCACAGCGGCGACGACACCCAUCCCCGGCGCUGCGCAGCCAUUCAGUCCCACCUCGCCGCAGCAGCACGGGUACGUGAUGAACGAGAAAUACUCGACCACGGCGGUGGGCUCGCCGGGCUCGACGACCAGUCGCGUCGGCUCGCCGAGCGACCAGCUGCACUCGUCGUCGCAGUACAGCACACCGCCGCCUCUGCCUCCUCCUGCACCUGUACCUCCCCAGCAACUCCCCAGCAACUCCCCAGCCACCCAGAAUUUCCGAACUACUACUACGCCGCUACAGCUCCGAUCCCCGCACCCCAGCAGUAUUACCCCGUGGUCAUCCCGGGCCAGUCGCACCAGCAAUACCAACCUCACCACCACCAACACCAGCAACAACACCAAGGCUCAGGGGAUGACCCCGAUACCGUUCUACCCGCCUCCGCCUCCGCCACCUCCAGAUCCAACUCGCACGCAGUCCCACGAGAUGCCCACCGUGCGCAGCCCGGAGAUUGUCCAGGUCCACCAGCCGAAGCCGCUGAGGCCUGAGGAAGGGUUGGAAUAG